Molecule: messenger RNA, 7822 nt
Organism: Acipenser ruthenus (sterlet)
Lineage: Eukaryota; Metazoa; Chordata; Actinopteri; Acipenseriformes; Acipenseridae
Product: T-cell leukemia homeobox protein 2-like
Exons: 4
Coding region: 650-1771 (373 amino acids)
Biological process (GO): regulation of transcription by RNA polymerase II; animal organ development
Cellular component (GO): nucleus
Molecular function (GO): RNA polymerase II cis-regulatory region sequence-specific DNA binding; DNA-binding transcription factor activity, RNA polymerase II-specific
Source: RefSeq, a predicted model, not a curated record
AACUCCGCCCAUUCUAGAGCACCAAUCGCCGUGCGAUUCCCGGGGAUUUUGGCUGAGGGAGCGUCUCACCUGCGCAAAGUCAGUUUAGAGCAUUAAAGAAGGCUUAUUGCAGCUGGUACAAUUAAUAUUCUCAGGAAGACACAUUAGCUCUUUAUUUGGGUUCAACGACAGACACGUAUUGAUUAGGUUUACCGGAACACUGACUUGUAUUCUUGCAUACACAGCACGAGCCCCUGUUCUGAAGAAUAGAGUCUGCACUUCUCCAGCAAUUUGGUACUGCUCAGUUUGGGAUUUUUCUUCACAAUGUCGCGAGUUCUUUGUAUGUAUUAAUUUUGUUAAAAUUAUAGACAGUGCACUGUGUGCUGCAUGCUGACAAUACAUUUUGGAAUUAAUUGAUGGAUUCGACAUUGGAAUGGAAUAUGUACCACGAGUUUUGAGUCUAAAAUCAAUGGAAUUCACAUAACAGCCACAUUGCGCAAUGAACAGUGAGUGCACCAGUUCUGCACUGAUGGAACCACUUUCUUAGGAACACAAAAUAACUUUUUUUUUGUGGGGGAGCGGAGUGGGGGUACCUAUAAUUUCCUUGGAUAUUGCCUUGACAUUUAUUUAUUUAUUUUUUUAUACUGUGCGUUUGAUCUGUCUAUGAAACAUGGAACACACCGGGAUAGAACAAGUGAACCAGGCUCACCAACAGCACGAACCCAUCAGCUUUGGAAUCGAUCAGAUAUUGAACAACACCGACCAGCAAGCAGGCUGCAUGCUGCCAAGCCGGACCGGCGAAGCGGAUUACCAGCUGGCCAGCAAUGUAUAUGCCAAUGGCUACAACAGUGUGUAUAACCCGGCCUGCUCCGUGGCAGCAGGGUUAGCAGGGUCCUAUAACGUGAACAUGAAUGUUAGCAUGCAUAUGAAUGUUAAUGUGAACCCCGGGGGUGCAGGCGGAGUAAUCAGGGUCCCAGCCCACAGGCCAAUGCCACCAGCGCCCCAUCCACCUCCCCUAACCCACCCGCCAGGCUUCCCUGCCGGCGUGCACACGGCGGGCAACGUGGGGAACUUCACCUUCCCCUGGAUGGAGAGCAGUCGACGGUUUGCAAAGGAUAGGCUCACAGCGGAUCAGACUGUGGAAGGACAAGUCGGAGGCCACUCAACGAGAACAGUGGCUGCAUCCCUGUCUGGCCUCCAGUCUGCUCCAGCAGUGGAGAUCUGCAGGGCAUCUACCUGGGGUUCUGUGGACACUUUAGCCAAACACUAUUAUCCGCAGCUUGCAUUUGGAGACAGUCCACUAUUGGACUUUCCAGUUCACAAGGGUGGUCGCCCAGCGGCCUUGUCUCCGUUCUCAAUGACCAGGAGGAUUGGACACCCCUAUCAAAACCGGACCCCGCCCAAGAGGAAGAAGCCCAGGACGUCGUUCAGUCGAGUCCAGAUCUGUGAGCUGGAGAAACGCUUCCACCGCCAGAAGUACCUGGCCUCAGCAGAGCGGGCCACCCUGGCCAAGGCACUGAAAAUGACAGAUGCACAAGUCAAGACCUGGUUCCAGAACAGGAGAACAAAGUGGCGGAGGCAGACGGCAGAGGAGCGGGAAGCGGAGAGGCAGCAGGCGAACAGGUUGAUGCUGCAGCUGCAACAGGAGGCUUUUCAGAAGACCCUGAGCCAGCCCAUGCAACAGGACCCUCUCUGCUUGCACAACUCCUCCCUGUACGCCCUGCAGAAUCUCCAGCCCUGGGCAGAAGACAACAAGGUCACCUCCGUCACAAGCAUGGCCUCAGUCGUCUGAGGAAGUGACAGAGGAAGUGAUAGAAAAUAAAAACAAGACCAGCACAGACCGAGACUGAGAAAAGCACUGGCUCCAGAUACACUGCCAUUGGGAAUGGUUGAUCAGGAGGAGAAGGGCUCUUCGUUUCUGAAAGGAACUGUUGCAAAGCAACUGAAGGCCUUUAUAUAAUAUGAGUCUCCUGCUUCUAAGAGCUGGAAUCCAGCAUAUACUGAACUGGCUGAAACUUUCACUAGGGUUCAGACUCGUGAGCACCGGAAUGUUCAUCCGCAAACUGCAUGGACAUUCUAAAGAAAUAGGGCUUUUAAUGAACUCAAUGGUUUUACUAUCCCUACAUCUGUAUUUUUAUAAUGCUGUUUGUCCUAACUCAACAUCCAGGCAUUUCAUUACUGUUGUCAAACUCCAGUCAAUGCAAAGCUAACAACAACAACGACAAAAAAAAGACAGAAAGUACCGUGGGCAAAUCAUUUCAAUUCUGCUUUUGCCUACACGUUUAGGCUGUCUGUAAACCUGAACAAGUUUUCUAAGGGUUUGGUCAAUGUUUCCAUUAAGCCUAAUAUAAAUCUACCAAGAGUGGCAAGUGAAUAAUACCAAAGCUCAACGUCUUUCACACUACAAUACAAAAACUAUCCAGCUUUUUGUAGAAAUAUGCAAUGCAUGUCCCUGAUUUUGCUUUUUAGUUGAACUCUCCAUAUAUGCUUUGCUUUCAUGCAGGUUCAUCGCCAGCCCAACAUUUAUACUGUGUGAACAGAAGUGACAUUUUAACUUUCAGCUUGCAAAUGUGCUGUGGGAUUAUAAAAUUCAUGAAUUGCUUGGUAAUCUGUACGAUAAUAUCACAUGGGAUCAUACUAACAAAUAAAACUUGCAUAGCUGUCUCAAGGCUAAGGUUCCAUCAUAAACCUGGUUCCUUGUCUUUCGAUCGCCCAGGUUCCCAUCAGGUCCUUUUCCUUUCUUUCUCGGUUAACCAAUGGCAGAUUCCAUUCAAAUGCAUGUAUCAACCUUUGUGGAAAAAUACAUUUUCAUAGCCGUGGCCAAUUCAGAAAAAAGUACCUCAUAACCUGACCUAUUUCAGGAAGAGCCAUCUCAUUGGCUGUUAAUGACUGCUUCUACUUAUGCCUUUGUCGUUUGGGUGUUAUGAUUAGUCAAAUUCGUCAGUGAAACUAAGCCAAAUGAGUAGCGGUGUUAUAAGACAGCCUGAAACAACCCCCACUAGUCAGUGGAUGGCAGCUUUAGGUCCUUGGUGUGUCCUAAUCUUCAUGUCACAUCACAAACUAUCCCUUAUAACAGUUUACAAUGGUAAAAGAAUAGGAAAGUAUAAUAAAACAUAGAGUAAAAGGUAUGGUAAAGCAUAGGUAAGGUGGUAAAGAAUACUGAGGUGUGGUAAAGCAUAUUAAUAAACAUGACAAACCAGGGUAAACUAUGUUAAAAAGCAUGGUAACAAUGCAAAAAUAUUGUACAAAAAUACCAUGGUAAACUUUUAUAAGGGUUCAUUUAAAUGAGAUUCAUCAAAUAGCUCUGUCUAAAUUUGUUUUCAAACAAUUAAAAGUGCUUAACAUGGCUUGCAACCAUGUUAAAUGUAAUUCACAAUAUGUUGCACCAAGAUUGGUCUGUUCAUUAAUCAUCAGUGUAGGAGUCGUAGCCUGCAAAUUCUUAAGUAUAAUGGCCUCUUACAGUAUAAAUAUUUUAAUAUACAGGAUCUGCGUAAGCUAAAAUAACGGAACAAAGUUUAAUAUAUAUAAGAUUUUUAGGGUGCAUUGUUGAUAAAAAUCAGCUAUUAUAAGUGGCGCUUGAAAAAUGUGUUAAUAUACCAGUAUGUUUUCUUCAGGCAAACAGUAUCCAUUCUCUUUUAUUAUAUUCUUCAAUCAAGUUCAGAAGCUGCAGUAACCAUGAUUUAAACUGUGAUUAGGACAAGGGAGUAAAUUCAUUUGAUAAUUCAGUCUUUGUAAAGACAGAUUCCAUUAUACCGUUUACCUAUCUAACCUUUAUUAUGAGUAAUGAAGCACUGGAAUGCUAUGUCACUGUUCACAGCUUUUUCGACUGCAAACACAGAUUUCAUAUUUUCUUCUAAAAAAGAGUCAUUUGUAUUUCUUUGAAAAGCAUUCCAAACAGCAAAGUAUUUAAUUAUAUAUAUAUAUAAAUUGCUUGUUCCAUCCAUUCCUCCUUUUAUAUUAAGUUUCCAAAGACAUUUUGUAGAUCACAGAAUGUUGAUUUUAUAUCGGUAUGUACACAGACUGGAAAUGAAAGCACUGACUUUGUUUUUACAAACUAGAGAAUAGAGCAGCGAGGACACUACUUUGUAUUAAAGAAAAAUGGACCCAGACGUUAACCGCUAGAACAAAUCUUUUGUAUCACUUAUAGAAUUAACUAAUUUUGCUUCAUAAAAAGUUGAAACCUGCAUUAACAGAUUGAAUUACAUACCGCUUUGUAGUUUUCCAUAUACUUGAACUGACAAAAAUCUAACAUGAAAUACUGUACUGCUAUAAUGGCUUCCGGUAGACUUUUGAGGUAUAAUUUUGUAGUUUCUUUGAUUACAUGAUGUUAAAUAAAAUAUCUAAAUUAUGUUUAUAUAUAUAUAUAUAUAUAUAUAUAUAUAUAUAUAUAUAUAGAAUGUCACAAUCGUUUUGUAGAUCACAGAAUGGACUUGGUUAGUUUCCAACAACCUGCGCACUUUAGAAAUAAACUAUAAUAAGACUAGACAAACGUUUUGUCAAGUAGUCAAGUUGUCUUCCGUGGUAUAAUAGCUUUGUCCUAAAAAUAAACUUUUAUAAGUUUAAAAAUAGAAAAACCAUUUUGUUUUAGCUCUUCUCAUUGGAUUGUUUGUCAGAUUUAUAAAAAAAUAUUUUUUAAUAGUACUGUAUACUAGUGUUUAAUAGUAGUGUUUGAAAUUAUGGAUGUAACUACACACCUUGUUUCAAGAAAAAAAAAAACUGGCUAAUUUUGAAAACAUCUAGUGACUUUUAAAAAAGGAAACACCUUUCCAAUGCAUCAGUCAUCACAUCUUGUACUGGUGCAUGAUAUACAGAGGGUUAAGCUAUUAUGGGGUGAGUAUUAAUUGAAACUAACCAAGUCCACCUUAAAUAAAUAGUCUAAUCAUCUUAAACAAAAGUUUCUUUAUAAGAAAUCUAUAAUGUACAAGUUCAAGAGUUUGCAGGCAAUCACUCAAAUACUGUAACAGCUAAUAUAGGUUUCAUUGGUUCACAUGGUAGAGAUAGAAAUGUAUAUAUACACAGUGCUCUACUAAACAUAUGUGACCACCCCUGAUAUGGAGCAUCUAAUGCACCUUACAAAGUCACGUGUUACAAAUUAGUAAUGAUAGCAUGUACUGUAUAAAAGGUUGAGUCACUGAUGAUACAACUCAGUUUGACCCCAAUGCCUUCAAGAAGACAGCUACCUGAGUUUGAACGAGGUGUGACAGUAGUUAGCCAUUUUUAGGGAAUCAGAAAGAACAAACAUCAAAAAACAGGAUCAACCUAAGAAAAGGGAAAUAAGUACUGAAAUGAAUUAUCAAGUUAAACAGGCAUAUAGUGUAGGAUGGAGAUGAAUUGGACUCAUUCCCCUAUCUUAUAGAAGGACUGCCUACUUUCAAGUGCCACCCACUCUAACAGUGGAUUCACAAAACACUAAAUGAGUAGGGUUGGGUAGUGGUCCAACACCUUUUCCAGGAUGCUGUAUAUAGACUGUGCAGACGAUAAAUCUGAAUUACUGUAUAAUCCUGCUGUGCUGGUCAUUUAGUUAGGGUUACUGAAUGAUCUGCCAUCUAUCCAGUUUCUAGCAGCCAGAUUGCAAACCACUGUAUCACUUUGUUUACUGGAUGACUACCAAAAAUCAGCUAUGCUAUUUAUCUACUUAGUGCAUUGACUGCAGCCAUCAAUCCUAGUCCCUGGGUAAACAGAAGCUGUGUGCAUCAUUUUCAGUUGAUUUGACUAUGUUCAUUGCAAUGUCAUAUCAAUCAAUGUAAAACUGUUCUUGCUUGGUGUGUACAUUAUUUACAUACAUGGUGGUACUGUUGGUCACCUUAAUGUUGUUAUUAUUAUUUAUUAAUUCAGAUAUUUACACUGGGUUUAUAUUUGCUCAAGGAUGUCAGAUUCAACUGUGUAGAAUUAAAAUAGAUUUUGAAAUGAAAUACAUUUAUUCAAAUAGACUUGAGUUGGGUGUGUGAAAGGAGAAGGGGGAGGUGGGGGUGCCACACAUCAUAAUUAGGGCUGAUCUGCUUAGUGAUAAAAUCUGGGGAUAUUCAGUUGACAAUUUUUCUACGUGCCUGUGUGUGUUCAGCCAAUGAUAUUGCAUUUUCUGAUCACCUGAUUUCACUCUCCACUUUGCUAAAUAGGAAGUAUGGCUACAGACAACUGGAUGCAUGAGGAAACUUUAGAAUUGAUCGAUUAUUUGCAUGAUACAAAAUGUUGUAGUAUGUUAGAUGUGCAGAAUAUAAAGACUGCAGUAAAAAAAAGAAGAUGAAUAUAAGAAAUUAACAAAUAUUUUCACCAGUGGAGGUAAAAGUCAAACUAAAGAUAUAUAUUUUCCUUCUCUCUGCAAAAUAUUCAGUUUGGAAGUUCUUCAGUUUGUCUUUUACCUCCGCUGGUCCAAACGAGUAUUUCUAUGUCAACGUCUUUUCAAAAUUGUUCCAAUUACUAUAGCAGCUACUGAAACAUGUUUACUGCAAACAGGCGCCAUCAUAAAAUUGUCAGUUUUCCAGUGUGCCUGGCACAUUUAGUUUUUGUUGUCAACUAGAAUUAAUGAUAAAAAUUAGUCGUGUAUCUCCGGUCUAGGGAUCUGCUUAUCUACUAAUACUGCUUUUUCCAAGCAAGUCUUCAAACUGCCUGACCUCUUCAUCAGGACAUGUAGGCAGAGCAUUGAGGUGACAAAUGUGCUGUUCAAGUUAAUUCCAUACAUCCUCUGAGAUGAGAUUGAGAUGUGGGGAUUGUGGAGCCCAUGAAGGAUCUGGCAUGCUCUUCAAAGCAUUCACACACAGUGAGGCACAGUGGUUGCAUUCAUUUCUUAAAGGUAGACAUCGGCAUUAGGGUACAGCAUUGUUCGGUGGACUUGAUAAGUGAACCUCAGAAUUUGUUUGGCCUUCCAAAGUAAUCAAGUACCACGUUUUCAUGAACCACAGAUCUCAGGAACGUGCUUGAGUUACUCCCUCCCACCUCCGUUUCCAUGUUUAUAAAUUACUCGAGUUGGCUCCCAAUUUGGGCAGGAGUCUGAAUUCUCUGGUCCGAUUUCACUCCUCGGGCUGGCCUGAAAUCUAAAGUCUGAAUUUGGGCUGGGAGGAAAUUACAUCACUAAAUGUCAUUCAAAAAUGUUGUAAGGGGCGGGAACAUACCCUAUAACGGGGCAUUUUGGCCGGUAUUAAAUUCGACGGAUUGGCUACCUUGGGUAAUAUUGACAUUUUUUUAAUUAACUUUUUUUUUUUAAUCUAGGACGUUCACAAAGAAAAAUGCAACACAGUUUUGCAUUUAUACUUUUAAUUCCAAAAACAUUCAAAUAAAUGUCUACUUAAUGAAAUAUGUCUGUUAAAACAGUAUCUCAUUUAUAGCAACUUAUUAUACUAGCAUCUACAAUGUCACUGCAGCAACUUGGAGAACAACAAAAAAGGCUUUCUAAUCAGUUACAGUAUUUAUAGUUAUUAUAUGGCCCUUAAUUUUAAAUUACUAGUAAACUUUUACGAUAAGCAUUUGCUUUCUCAGUUUUAAAACUUAGCUAUGGUUCACAACAUAACACAGUGGAAUGAUCACAGCAUUAUGUAAUUAUGGGCAGUAUUGCCACAUGUGAAAACUUUAACAAUAUAAAGCCGAAACAAAAAUGCUUAAUUUGCUUCCAAAUCAUUUCAAACUGGUUAAUAGACUAGCAAGCACUGGUAAAAUCACCUCAGUUUUAUAUGGUGCAGAACUAAUUUAUUUUAAUGUCUUGUUUUGUUUAUGGACUUUGCGAUACCUGCACGAUGGCUGUCUUCAGUAAUCGUAUCUACAAUGUAUCGACAAUAAUGAUCAACCAUUUUGUUAGACUUUCUAACAAGUCUGGCAGUUAAUUAAACUUUUGUUGAAAAAAAGAACACAA